Gadus morhua (Atlantic cod) is the source of this 4272-nucleotide messenger RNA. It is a transcript of the gene zyg11, whose product is annotated as zyg-11 family member, cell cycle regulator. The transcript has 18 exons. Bases 395 to 2623 code for a protein of 742 amino acids. NCBI's taxonomy places the organism in Eukaryota, Metazoa, Chordata, Actinopteri, Gadiformes, Gadidae. The record is from RefSeq and is a predicted model, not a curated record. Gene Ontology annotation, cellular component: Cul2-RING ubiquitin ligase complex. Gene Ontology annotation, molecular function: protein binding.
UUGUUUACGAUCUGCUUAGUCAAAAAUAGACAGCCCCUUUUGGAAAAUAUAAUCUGACAGGUUGUUUACUCAGGGAAACGGGAACAGCAACGAUUCAGUUCAAAAAUAUUUGGACAAUGAAUACUGGACAAUCCCAAUAUUGUUUUGGGUUUACCUCGACUCUGAUUUUGCAACACGGAAGAACCCGGUUAGCUAGAUAAUAGCUACAUGGAUGUUCAAAUAGCUUGUCGUCUACCUGUCUUGUAAAUAUUUCCAUCGAGACGAUUUUUUUGUCCGGCAACCGGACCCAGCUCAUCGAGACUUAACUUCACGUUGAAGCGGCUGACAGUCAGUCUGAGCAGCUGUUGCGUUGAGUUGUUCGUGUAUUCGUCAAAUUAUUUAUUUAUUUUGAAUAAUGGCUAGUGAUUUCCUCAACGUGGAUGAUGCCUCCCCUGCAUCGUUAACGGACCUGUGCCUGACCUAUGUCAGCCAGAAUCUCGAUUGUUUCUGUGUGAAGCACGCUGAUGGUUCUCUCUGCCUCCGAGAAGCAGUGCUCUUCCCACAGGAGUUGGCAGAUCAGCUGCUGGCAAAGAUGGCCACUGAAGGGCUGUUGAAUGACAGCACAGUUGGUGUAUUUCGGAAGUGUGAGUACCUGCGCUUGAGGAGAGCCUGCAUCCGAACAGCGCGGAUCUCGGCGGAAGCAUUCCAGAAAGCUCUCUGUCCUCACAAGCUGGUGGAACUGGAUGCUGCAAGGGUCAAUGCAGACCUCACUAUCUCAGAUAUACUAAAUGGACUGGCCACCAAUAAACAAAGUCAGGACUCCCUCCAGCGCCUGGUUCUAACCGGCCUCACCAUGUCCUCCCCUGAGGAGUCCAGUCGCUUCAGCUCCCUGCGGGGCCUGCGCUCCCUCUCCCUAGCCAACGCAGAGUUCUACGACGCGGGGCUUCCUGACGUGUGCGCUCUGCCCCGGCUGGAGAGCCUGGAUCUGUCCAACACCUCGGUCACCAACCUGAAGCCGCUGCUGGGGCUUCGGGAGAGGCUGCGCUCGCUGACGCUGCACCAGCUGAAGAGGCUGGAGAUGAGCACCGCUCAAGUGCUGGGGGUCAUAGGUCAGCUGGACGCGCUGCAGCACCUGGACAUCAGCGACGAUAAACAGUUCACGUCCGACGUGGCUCGACAACUGCUCGGACAGCCGGGAAUCCUGCCCGCUCUCGUCUCCCUGGACGUGUCAGGGAGGAAGCAGGUGACAGAUGCUGCCAUCAAGACAUUCGUCGAGGAGAGACCUGGCAUGGCCUUCCUAGGACUCCUGGCAACAGGUGCUGGCUUCUCCGACUUCCUCUCUGGUGAAGGGAGCCUCAAGGUCACAGGGGAGGCCAAUGAGAUGCAGAUUUGCCAGGCUCUUCGUCGUUACAGUGAGAGAGAAGGAUUUGUAAGAGAGGCACUGUUUCACCUGUUCAGCCUGACCCACGUGAUGGAGAAACCACGACCGGACAUCCUGAAGCUGGUGGUGUUGGGCAUGAAGAACCACCCGGCCAUCCUGAACGUCCAGCUGGCCGCCAGCGCCUGCGUUUUCAACCUAACCAAGCAGGACCUGGCCGCAGACAUGCCGGUCCGAUUGCUGAGCAGCGUCACCCAGCUGCUUCUGGAGGCCAUGAGAACCUUUCCCAAUCACCAGCAGCUGCAGAAGAACUGUCUGUUGUCUCUGUGCAGUGACCGUAUUCUACAGGAAGUCCCUUUCAACAGGUUUGAGGCGGCAAAGCUAGUGAUGCAGUGGCUGUGUAACCAUGAGGACCAGAACAUGCAGAGAAUGGCAGUGGCCAUCAUCUCCAUACUGGCUGCCAAGCUGUCCACAGAGCAGACGGCACAGCUGGGGGCGGAGCUGUCCAUAGUGAUGCAACUCCUGAACAUCGUGAAGCAGAAGGCUGGACAGAGCGUGGUAGACGCCACCCUAAAGUUCACACUGAGCGCGCUCUGGAACCUCACGGACGAGUCCCCGACCACCUGUAGCCAUUUUAUCCAGAACGAUGGGCUCACUCUCUUCAUAAAUGUCCUAGAGGCUUUCCCAACAGAAUCCUCCAUUCAGCAGAAGGUUCUGGGCUUGCUGAACAACAUCGCUGAGGUCGGGGACCUUCAUGUGCAGCUCAUGGUCCAGGGCUUCCUGGACCACAUCCGCACCCUGCUCCACAGCACCGAGGUGGAGGUCAGCUACUUUGCCGCCGGGAUCCUGGCACACCUCACCUCGCGUGGGGAACAGGCCUGGACGCUCAGCCUCAGCCUGCGGUCCUCUCUGCUGGAGCAGCUGCAUUCUGUCAUCCUGAAGUGGCCAACGCCUGAAUGCGAGAUGGUGGCCUACAGAUCGUUCAAUCCCUUCUUCCCUCUGCUGGAGUGCUUCCACACCCCGGGGGUCCAGCUCUGGGCUGCCUGGGCCAUGCAGCACGUCUGUAGCAAGAACGCCUCUCGCUACUGCAGCAUGCUGCUGGAGGAGGGGGGUCACCGGCAGCUUGAGCAGGUCCACAGCAACCCUGAGACACACCCUGACGUCCGGCGAUUGGUGGAGAACAUUCUGGAGAGCCUCCGCCGCCACAGAGGACACAGCGGUCAGCCCCCGUCACAGCCACCGCACAGAGUGACCAAAACUCCCUGACGUUGCCGUGGACCAAACCCCAUGAGCUCGGCCCCAGCAGAACGGGAGUCUAUUUGCUUGAGUGCGCGUGUGCAUGUGUGCCUAUACCACACACGCACAUGCACACUUUGACCAGCACCCAGGAUUAUACACAAAAGGACAGGACUCGUUACUUCCUUUUUGCUUUUGUUUCUAAACAAAACUUUCCCCAUGUGUCAUCAUAGUGUUGUGGUCAAUAAGAACAUGUUGACGGGCAACCCUCUUAGGUUUGUGACUGGUUGAUCUGUUCAUUUAAUAUGCGCAUGACAUUGUGAGCUGGCGCAUGCUGGAAUUGGCCUGGAUGCUUGCGCUGGUCAUUAUAGGAAUGCUUGCCUGAUUGUCAAGGGAUAGCACUGCAGACCUGCAGUACUAGUACACUUUCUCUUCCUUUUCAUCCCAAUGGGUCCUUGACUUGUACCUUCUGAUGUUGAUGGGGUACCAAAAUGAUGUUGGAAACAUUGCAUAUUAUAUGAUCUAGAAGACCAGGUGAUUUGUAAGCCAUUGCUUCCCCAUCCCGUAUGAACUUUUGUAUGCUUAAUGUGACUCCAUUUAACCAUACCUCUACAGGUCUCGAAAAAUAAUGUUCAUACAUUUUCUUAUCAUAGGCAAAACUAAUGUCCUUCAGACAGAACAAUAUGCAUCGGUUGGUCGAACCCAUCUUUGUUAGCGAGGGAAGUUUCUAAUAUACAUCUGCAUCUUCUGCUUUUUGUGCGUGCGUGCAUAUGUGUGAGUGCGUGCCCUUACUAAUGGUAUCAAAUUUUAUUUCGUUUACUUUGCACAAAUAAGCUUAAAGAAAAACAAGUUGCACGGAUACUGUUUCUAUUGUGUGUUUUGCUUUUUCUCUCUUUACUGAUCAGGAGGUUCGUAAUGGAUUACACAAUGAUGAUGAUAGAGCGACUAUUAAGCUAACAGGAGAAAAUAAAAGCUUUUACUGGUAGAGCCACUGUCAGUCAGCUGGUCCACACAAUGUGAGGAGCGGAACUGCAUCAUGGACUACCAGUGAGUCAUCGUGACGCACACCUGGCGGCGGACUCCCAUCAAGCUCCAGUAAAUCAUUCUGUACGCCACAUGAAUAAGCUGGUGUCUUUUUUUUCAAGCUACUUCAGAAGACACCUUCUCAAUGCUGUGGGGAUCGUUGCUCACACACACACACACACACACACACGUAGAUAGCAGGGAGGUCGGAGAACACUAUUGGGCAGUGGAAGCGCACUUUCCUGGAAUGACUCUACCUUGUUUGGUUGUUUGAUCUACUGUUGCGUGUGCUUGCUAUAACUGCAUGGGUUGUGAAAUGGAUCCAGCAUCUAUUGAAUAAAGGGAAAGGCUUUUGUUCGCCCAAGGAACAUACAGAUGGGUUUUCAUCUUCAACCCAAGCCAUUUCUUAGUGACAGCCUCUUUUCACACCCUGAUGGGAGCUGGGUCACAAUAGGCCGGGGCUCAGUGCUUCUCGUUCAGUAAACUGGGUUAAGGUUUUAAAGCUAAAGGCCCCCACUGUGGAGAGACUCCACGGUAUCUUUAGUGGAGGCUGUGUUGAUGGUCCACCUCAGCUUAGUAAGGCUGAAGCAGCCAAUGUGCCAUGUUGAUGCUGAGACUAUAUGGUGACAUUUUAAAAUAAAGACUACAUCCCUUGA